CUCGCGCCUACAGUGGUGGAAUCGAACGUCCCCGAGCGCACACGGCGUAGAGAGGAGAGUACGGCGCACGAGUCUCUGGAAGGAAGAUAACGGUUUCUUUUUUGCCCCCGCUCCACUCAAACAACAAGAACAAACCAAACCUGUUUUUUUAGGGGGGUUAGAGAGUCUUCUCAUCACAAGGAGGAGGGAAGGAUUGGAGUCGCAAGUUUUUUUUUUUCUUUUUCGUUUUUUUUUCUUCCUUUUCCUAAAAGAGGAUUCUGUGUUUCACUGUGGUUUGUUCUUCGCUCUCGCCGCAAAGAUGAUGGUCGGAGAGGUCGAAGUGAAGGAGCGACCGAGGCCGAGUCCCGACUAUUUGAUGCAACUAUUAAACGAGAAGAAGCUCAUGACCAGUUUGCCAAAUCUCUGCGGUAUCUUCACACACCUGGAGAGGCUUCUUGAUGAAGAGAUCAACAGAGUGCGUAAAGACAUGUACAGCGACACAGUGAAUGGCCUUGUGGACCGACACCCUCUGGAGCUGCCUGAGCCUCUCGGACCCAUCGUCCACCUGCAGGAAAAACUGUUUGUGCCUGUCAAAGAGUACCCUGAUUAUAACUUUGUGGGGAGAAUCCUUGGCCCUCGGGGACUAACAGCCAAACAGUUGGAAGCAGAAACGGGAUGCAAAAUCAUGGUGCGAGGCAAGAGCUCCAUGAGAGACAAGAAGAAGGAGGAGCAGAACAGAGGGAAGCCAAACUGGGAACAUUUAAACGAAGACCUUCAUGUCCUGAUCACAGUGGAAGACACACAGGGCAGAGCUGAGAUCAAGAUGAGGAGAGCGGUGGAGGAGGUCAAGAAGCUCCUCGUACCUGCUGCGGAGGGAGAAGACAAUUUGAAGAAGAUGCAGCUGAUGGAGCUAGCGAUCCUCAAUGGGACAUACAGAGACAACAACAUCAAAGCACCGGCAGCAGCAAACGCUCAGGGCCAACGGCUCAUAGCGGCCCCCACAGGUCAGGUGUUACCUCCCCAGGCACUCCGGCCCCAAACUCCAUCUGGGGGCCCCAUCAUGAACCUCAUCCGGCCCACUCAGAUGGCUGCCAUGCUGCCCAACGGCACCCCCACCCUGGUGCCUCCCACACCGGAUGGCGGGCUUAUCUACACCACCCCUUACGAUUACCCUUACGCCCUGGCACCCACCUCCCUGCUGGAGUACCCCAUCGAGCACAGUGGGGUUCUAGGUAAGAGAAUCUGGGGAAGCAUGGGUCCAGCAGGUACAGCGGCCAGCUUUAGCCAGUAUGGACAGGAGGGCAACUUGUUUUACCAUGGAGCUGGGGUGCUGGAUGCAGCUGCCAUGAGCCACAGUCAGGACUUGUUGAAAGGUGCAAUGGCUACUAAAGUGAGACGGCAUGACACGCGGGUCCAUCCUUACCAAAGGAUUGUGACCGCUGACAGAGCCGCCACCGGCAACUAACACAUGACCUUCUGACCUCUGAACUCUUCACCCAAUGACGAGCCGCCCCAAGCCUGCCUGCUGAUCAGUUAACUGGUAAUUGCCUUUUGCUAGCCUCUCGGACGCAAGUGAGAGAGAGAGAGAGAGAGGCGCCUGCCCAUACAGUUACUUUAACACGUUCUGACAAAAAAUAGAAACCAAUGCAGAAUCUCUACAGACACACAACAAAACCCAACAAAGUUGUGUAAUAUUCAUUUUUUUCCCUCUGUUCAUUGAGUUAAAUUCCCAUUCUUUCUCUUUCUUUUUCUUCAUGAAUCAUUUACUGGGUGGAUGUGUUUGUGGUAUUACUCAUAACUCUGCACUGAAUUAUAUAGCAAUAAAGACCCCCACCCCAACCUCCCCAACCGCCCUCCUUUAAUCGCUCUAAUUUGGUGACCUCACUUGUGUGACUCAAAGUUCAAUAUCUAUUUGACGCAAACCAUUUGGUUUCAGAGUAAUGACAUCAUCCCGCUUCCUCCAAAAAAAAAGCCUUUACUUGCCCCACCCUGUUCAAACACCCACCUAUUGGGGGAGAAAAAGAAAUAGAAGGAAAGAGAACAUACUCCCACAUUAACUUGUUUUAAUUUCUGUCAUUUUUCACAUGUAGUGCAGUUGUUGAGCUCUAAAAUGUAACUAUGAGCUGACACAUUCUGGGUGUGCCCCUCCAAACUGCUUUCUGUCCCGUUUUUAAAAAGCAUGGCUGAAAUGAUUGCAAAAAAAGCUUUUUAUGAUUUAUGUGUUUUUUUCCUGUCUUAUUUUUUUGAUUCAUUUCUCCACUUGAUAUUGGUUUCUGUGUUAUUCAUAUUUGACUAAUUAGCUUUGCUUAAAUUGAAUAGCCAAAAUAAGGCAGGGGGUUAUCUCUGGAAAACAAAACGCAAUCUGGUGUUUGAAACAGGCUGCAGAAACUAAGAAAUGAUGAAGGGCAAGAUGGGAAGGUCUCUAUUUUGGCUGAUGGGUCUUUGUGUGUGUGUUUCUUUUUUAAUUAAUACUACAAUGAAAGUAGGGUGUGCUGAGGCUUCGGGGACAUUGGAGCAGUGCUUAUUAGCUACUGUUCAUUGCUACGCCCCCAUCCACACUACAUCCAUUAUACAGUGCCUGAUGUAUUUAGAAAAAUAUCUCAAUGAGUUAGCUGAGCUGUGAUUGAAAAGACAAAAAAAAGUAUUAAGUGUGCAUAUUUAGCCAAAGGGUUUUCCAAUGAAUUAUAUAUCUGCUAUUAUGCAUCUGUCUCACAGAGGGCUCUCUCGCUCUCUUGUGAUUUUAGAGUUUGGAAGGGUGUGAAUUUGUGGUGCCUGCCUUUAGCUGGAACAGACAGACAGUUAGAUGAGUUUUGACCCAUUAAUGCUCUACUUUUUCUGAGGAGAUGAAUGCAGGCAAUAAACACUAAAAUCAACAAGCUACUCAAUUACAGUACAUUGCUAGGGGGAAGGGCACUUUGAAGUGUACAACUUGUACAUAAAUGCUUUUGUCAUGAGGCUUCUAUCUUGAGUUGUUUCAUCAGCCACGUUGCCAAACGAGUGUUUAUUUCUUUAUUUUUCUUUUUUUUUCAUCUCACCAUUUGGCCAAUUUUUUAAGUGUCUUUUUAUUUGUAACCCGUCAUCAGUUAGGACAUCAGGUGGGCAUGCUCUGAGCCUUCCUGCUAAUAUAUUUUUUAGUUUUGAUUAUUUUAGUGAUGAAGCAUUUAUUUUGAGCACAUGACGAACCCUCCAAAAGCGCAUCCACAAUGUGUCACACCUCCCUGUGAUCGUAGCCUCGCUCCUGAGCCCACCCUUUUUUUUUUGUUCAACUCUCUCAAGAAAAAAAUAGGAUGUGAAAGCCAUGCCUGCCUGUUCAAAUUGCUUUAUACAUACGUCUUAUAUAUAAAUAUAUAUAUAAAUAUAUAAAAAUGUAGAUAUCUGUCAUUGCAUAUACAAAUACAGAAGAGAACAAAAAAAUAGAUAAUUUUACAGGGUGCUGGAGAAGAGAAAAAAAUUGAAAAAUCUAUUUUUGGCAAUUUUAGCUUUUGAUACUUGCAGUUACAAAAUCUGAAAAAAAUAAAAUAAAAUAAAAAGUUUAAAACAGUAUAGGGGGAAAUCAGAAAAAAAACUGAGUGGGUGAGGACAAAGUGCUGUUAUCUUGGAUAUGAUUGGAAAGGAAGACGAAGACCAAAACAGUCAUAACCCUUAAAAGUUAGCGAGGAUCAGAGCAAGAGAGUUUUAAAAGGAUCAAAUCAAAGUGCCUUAUCAACAGUGGUUUCUGUUUUUUGAGUAUUCCAGUUGUGUUCAAUAAUAUCCAGCACCCACCAAGAUGGCGCAGAGAGGAAUUGCUAGUGUUACACGCUCUGAAUAGUCGAGCAGGGUAGCUCCCACCGUAUCGUGGUGUUACCGAAGUUAUUCUAUGCAAAAAGAAUAGCAGUCAUUUUGACCAGCUAAAAUAUGUGCCAUGGUUUUGUCUUCCUGAAAUUUUUUUUUUUCCUUUCCUUUACUUGAUGGCCCUUUACUCUGCUGUAUGUGCAGGUUUUGUUCUCUUUAUUUAGAUUUUAAUGACAUGAAAUGAGAUUUUUGGUGACUGUGAUUAACUUCCUAGAACAAAUCGAACUGCCAAUAGCAAUGCAGUAGUCUGCCAGAACAUGUUUUGAUCAUGAGCUGAGAAAAAUACAUAACGUUCAAGGGAAUGGAUAGAGAAUGGGGGGAAUCGUCCCUGCUGGCAUUAAGCCCAUUUGUUUCAACAGCUGCAAACUGAAAGCAUCCAGUCCAUGUCUCUCGAUGUCAAUUUGACAACAAACUAUCAAUACAAUAAUAAGAUUUAUAAUGGACGAAUGAAAUGCUGGAUAAUGAAACAAGCAAUGCUGUUUCACAUCCAAAUAGUUUUCAGUUACUGAAACAACUGACAGUUUAUUGCUGGAAGGUGAAUUAAACUCAUAAUAUAAAACUUGAGGAAUUCGUAGAUCCCAAUAUUACCCUUGGCAGUUUGUUUUUCUAUUCAUAGCUCUUUCAUCAUGCUGUUACACCGAAAGGUCAAUGAAUUUUUCUUUUUCAGUGUUAUUUUAAAUUGAAAUGCAAUAUUAAAGUGGAGCAAGUGAUGGCUAUUCAGCAUAUGACAGUAUUAAGAAAAUUCCCUCUGCAAUGUUACAACUUGCUGUGUCAUUGUGAAAGGCUGGAUAAGUCCAUCAGGUGAAAGGUUAACUAUACCUACCGUAUUCUCUCUGGCCUGCCUACUACAUGUAUAAUAAUGUAAUUAACAGCCAUUGUUACAGGUUUAUAAUGUAUUUUUCUAAUCUCAUUUUAUAUGUAUAUUAAUCAUGUUUCUGAGUGCUUUUUUUUUAUGAGACCCACUGCAACUUUCCCCCCCUAAACAGCCCCUCUCUUCCUCCCCCCAUCCCUUCUCUUUUACAUCUUGAAAACUGUCUCUUGUGGGGAGUGUUGCCUUUUCCCUGUUAUAUUUGGUUUUGUUUUCUUGCCAAUUCCCAGCUUGUUUAACUCAUUAGCUACUUUAUUAGUUUUCUUGUCAUAAGUAUUUUUACAUGCUUGCAUUUAGUUUUCAUGGUGUAUGCUGUUAUUUUUCUUAUUAACCUCUUGGCAUUUAUUUUAAUAAAACAUUCUUAGUAAGAAUUUUA
Perca fluviatilis (European perch) is the source of this 5054-nucleotide messenger RNA. RefSeq names its product QKI, KH domain containing, RNA binding a (gene qkia). The record is from RefSeq and is a predicted model, not a curated record. The transcript is spliced from 8 exons. Gene Ontology annotation, biological process: regulation of mRNA splicing, via spliceosome. Gene Ontology annotation, cellular component: nucleus. The coding region runs from base 299 to 1444 and encodes 381 amino acids. Gene Ontology annotation, molecular function: mRNA binding. Lineage: Eukaryota; Metazoa; Chordata; Actinopteri; Perciformes; Percidae.